Molecule: messenger RNA, 4864 nt
Organism: Eubalaena glacialis (North Atlantic right whale)
Lineage: Eukaryota; Metazoa; Chordata; Mammalia; Artiodactyla; Balaenidae
Gene: TTBK2
Product: tau tubulin kinase 2
Exons: 15
Coding region: 432-4166 (1244 amino acids)
Biological process (GO): signal transduction; cilium assembly; peptidyl-serine phosphorylation
Cellular component (GO): ciliary basal body; cytoplasm; nucleus
Molecular function (GO): protein serine/threonine kinase activity; ATP binding
Source: RefSeq, a predicted model, not a curated record
AAUAACGUCGGGUCGGGUCAGCGGGCGCUGCAGUAGUCGCCGCAGCGGCGAUGGGAGCGGUGGGGACCAGGCGGCGGCGGCGGCGGCAGGAGGAGGAGCAGGGGCUGGCACAAGAGCAGCGGCUGGGGGCGGCCAGCAGCAGCAGUGACAGCAGCCGCCGCCGCCGCCAGUAAACGCGGACGGUACCCGAGGGGACUACCCAGCCGGCCGGCCCUAGAAGCCGCGCUCGGGUCCCGCCGCACUGGGCGGCGGGGGAUGGGUAGGCGGCGGUCGUCCCGCCUGCUGAGGGUUGACCUCUGCCGGUCCCGGCCCUGAGCUGGACCCGAUCCCUCCGCCCGAAAUCCCUGCGUCCGCCACGGCCCAGGUUAAAUGGAAACCACCCUUGGGAGCUGGAUGCCUGUGUAGCCAUUCUACCACAUCAGUGAAUUGCAAUGAGUGGAGGAGGAGAGCAGCCAGAUAUCCUCAGUGUUGGAAUCCUGGUCAAAGAAAGAUGGAAAGUAUUGAGGAAGAUUGGGGGUGGGGGCUUUGGAGAAAUUUACGAUGCCUUGGACAUGCUUACCAGGGAGAAUGUUGCACUGAAGGUGGAAUCAGCUCAACAACCAAAACAAGUUCUGAAAAUGGAGGUUGCUGUAUUGAAAAAACUACAAGGGAAGGACCAUGUUUGUAGAUUUAUUGGCUGUGGGAGGAAUGAUCGAUUCAACUACGUGGUCAUGCAGUUGCAGGGUCGGAAUCUGGCGGAUCUACGCCGCAGCCAGUCCCGGGGCACAUUCACCAUUAGCACUACUCUUCGGUUGGGUAGACAGAUUCUGGAAUCUAUUGAGAGCAUCCAUUCUGUGGGAUUCUUGCACCGAGACAUCAAACCGUCAAACUUUGCCAUGGGUCGCUUUCCUAGUACAUGUAGGAAAUGUUACAUGCUUGAUUUUGGCUUGGCUCGACAAUUUACCAAUUCCUGUGGUGACGUCAGACCACCUCGAGCUGUGGCAGGCUUUCGAGGGACAGUUCGUUACGCAUCAGUCAAUGCUCAUCGGAACAGGGAAAUGGGAAGACAUGAUGACCUUUGGUCCUUAUUCUACAUGUUGGUGGAAUUUGUGGUUGGUCAGCUGCCUUGGAGAAAAAUAAAGGACAAGGAACAAGUGGGCUCUAUUAAGGAGAGGUAUGACCACAGGCUUAUGUUGAAACAUCUCCCUCCAGAAUUCAGCAUCUUUCUGGACCACAUCUCCUCUUUGGAUUAUUUUACAAAACCAGACUACCAGCUUCUUGCAUCCGUGUUUGACAACAGCAUCAAGACCUUUGGAGUAAUUGAGAGUGACCCUUUCGACUGGGAGAAGACUGGAACUGAUGGCUCCCUCACCACCACCACUACUUCUACCACUCCUCAGCUGCACACCCGCUUGACCCCUGCGGCAAUCGGAAUUGCCAAUGCCACUCCCAUCCCAGGAGACUUGCUUCGAGAAAAUACAGAUGAGGUGUUUCCAGAUGAACAGCUUAGUGAUGGAGAGAAUGGCAUCCCUGUUGGUGUGUCACCAGAUAAAUUGCCUGGAUCUCUGGGACACCCUCGUCCCCAGGAGAAGGAUGUCUGGGAAGAGAUGGAUACCAACAGGAAUAAGAUAAAGCUUGGGAUUUGUAAGGCUGCUACUGAAGAGGAGAACAGCCAUGGUCAAGCAAAUGGUAUUCUGAAUGCUCCAAGCCUCGGUUCACCAAUUCGGGUCCGCUCAGAGAUGACUCAGCCAGACAGAGAUGUUCCAUUGGUGCGAAAGUUACGUUCCAUCCACAGCUUUGAGCUGGAAAAACGUUUGGUUCUGGAGCCAAAGCCAGAUACUGACAAGUUUCUUGAGACCUGCUUGGAGAAAAUGCAGAAGGAUUCCAGUGAAGGAAAGGAAUCUGUUCUCCCUGCUCUGCUUCAUAAGCCUUGUGUUCCUGCUGUGUCCCGUACUGACCACAUCUGGCACUAUGAUGAAGAGUAUCUUCCAGAUGCUUCCAAGCCUGCCUCUGCCAACACCCCUGAGCAGGCAGAUGGUGGUGGCAGCAAUGGAUUUGUAGCCGUUAACCUGAGCUCCUGCAAGCAGGAGGUUGAUUCCAAAGAAUGGGUGAUUGUGGAUAAGGAACAGGACCUUCGGGAUUUUAGGACAAAUGAGGCUUUAGGCCAUAAAACAACUGGAAGCCCUUCCGAUGAGGAGCCCGAAGUCCUUCAAGUCCUAGAGGAAUCGCCUCAAGAUGAAAAGCUCCGAUUGGGUCCUUGGGCAGAAAAUGAUCAUUUAAAGAAGGAAACCUCAGGUGUGAUCUUAGCAGUUUCUGGGAAGUGCCCUGCCACUGCCGCUUCAGAACAAUAUGCAGAUAGGCUGGAACUCCAGGCUGGAGCUGCUAGUCAAUUUAUUGCAGUGACACCCACAAGUCCAAUGGAGGCACAAGCAGAAGGACCCCUUACAGCAAUUACAAUUCCUAGACGUUCUGUGGCAUCUACACAGUCGACUUCAGGUAGCUUUCAUUAUGGUCAGCAGCCAGAAAAGAAAGACCUUCAUCCCGUGGAGCCCACUGUGGAACUUUACUCUCCAAGGGAGAGCUUCUCUGGCUUGGUUGUGACAGAGCGCGAACCUCCUAGUGGAGGAAGCAGAACAGACUUCGGGCUUCAGAUAGAUCAUAUUGGUCAUGACAUGUUACCCAGCAUUAGAGAGUGUGACAGCUCCCAAGACCUGGGACCAAAAGACCUUCCUGACCAUAACAGGCUGGCUGUGAGAGAAUUUGAGGGUCUCCCUAGGGAAACGGGAGAGAAAAGCAUGCUUGUGGGGUCAGAUAAUGAAGAUGAGAAGUUGAGUAAAGGGCAGCCUUAUAUUGAGAUCUCCCCUCUCCCAGGAGACUUGGUGACGGUGGAAAGGGAUCACUCAGCUACUACUGAACCUCUUGAUGUGACAAAGACACAGACUUUUAGUGUGGUGCCAAAUCAAGACAAAACUCACGAGAUAGUGAAGCUUUUGGCAGUUGGAACUUCAGCAGUAUCUCCACGAGUUAUUGACCGACAUGUUGAAGGACAGAUAGGCCAGGUGGCAGCAGCGCAAAAAGGUAAGAUAUCUAAGGAAGAUGACAUCAAGAGUGAAGACUUGCUGAGUCAUCAAGGAGACCUCUCUACUCUUUUGCACCAAGAGGGUAAGAGAGAGAAAAUUGCCCCUAGAAAUGGAGAACUAUUUCAUUCUGUUUCAGAGAGUGAACACUGUCCUCCAUCCCGGAAGGAUGUGGUUAGGUCAUCCUUUGUAACUAGACACAGCCGAAUCCCUGUUUUAGCACAAGAGAUAGAUUCAACUUUUGAAUCAUCCUGUCCAGUCUCUGCAAAAGAGAAGCUCCUCCAAAAGAAAGCUUAUCAGCCAGAUCUAGUCAAGCUUCUGGUGGAAAAAAGGCAACUCAAGUCUUUCAUUGGGGACCUCUCAAGUGCCUCUGAUAAAUUGCUAGAGGAGAGAUUAUCCACUAUUCCUGCUCCUUUUUCUGAGGAGGAAGUCUUCACUCCCUUUUCAAGACUGGCUGUAGACUCACACCUGAGCAGGUCAGCCGAAGACAGCUUUCUGACACCCAUCAUCUCCCAGUCCAGAAAGAGCAAAAUUCCAAGGCCAGUUUCAUGGGUCAACACAGAUCAAGUCAACAGCUCAACUUCAUCUCAGUUCUUGCCUCGGCCACCACCGGGAAAGCCACCCAUGAGGCCUGGAGUAGAAGCCAGGCUCCGCAGAUAUAAAGUCCUAGGGAGUAGCAAUUCUGACUCAGACCUUUUCUCCCGCCUGGCCCAAAUUCUUCAAAACGGAUCUCAGAAACCCCGGAGCACUACUCAGUGCAAGAGUCCAGGAUCCCCUCACAAUCCAAAAACACCACCCAAGAGUCCAGUUGUCCCUCGCAGGAGUCCCAGUGCCUCUCCUCGAAGCUCUUCCUUGCCUCGCACAUCCAGUUCCUCACCAUCUAGGGCUGGACGGCCCCACCAUGACCAGAGGAGUUCAUCCCCGCAUGUGGGGAGAAGCAAGUCACCUCCCAGCCACUCAGGAUCUUCCUCCUCCAGGAGGUCCUGCCAACAGGAGCACUGCAAACCCAGCAAGAAUGGCCUGAAAGUAUCCAGCAGCCUCCACCACCACUCGGCCAGCACUAAAGCCCCCCCAGGGAAGAGUAAGUCAGCCAGUAAACUCAGCAGAUAGGAGCUGGGCUGCAUCUCUGUGGAAGGUGUGAGAUCUUCCUCCUAAAUCUGAUACGUGUGUGUCCCUGUACAGUCUAUUUAAAAAAAUCAGUGUUGAUCUUGUCUUGCAAAAGAAAGUAACAUGAUAAAAUAUUUAUAAGAAGAUAUAUGAUAAGAAAUUACCUAAGAUAGGCAGCAAGCAGAUCAGGAAUCAAUGUCUUUGCAUAGGAAGGGGCAAGCCAGCAAAAUCCAAGGGGGUAAAACUGGCUAAAUGAACUCUCAUUUCUUAUCUGCCUUCAAAACAAAAAUGUUGAAGGUAGGGGGUGGAUUGGAAUUUUAAGGGGUUUAGCCUACUUUUUUUAAGGCUCUACUUAAAGAUUAUAUAGCAAAAGUGAAACUUCUCACUUUAAUAUUUGCUUUCCAAACUUCCCAACCUCGGAGAGUCAGAAUUGCUCCGAUAUUAGAGUAUGUAAGAAGUGUGUUGCUGGGGAGCCAGUGCUCAUAUACAUUUGGCUUGUGUGUUUAUCUGGUGUAUUGAGAGUUCACACCUUUACUUUGCCUCAUUCCUAGUACCCUCCCUGGAUUUCACAUUUUUUAAAGUUAGUGUUUGUCACCUGAUCCAAUCUCUCUUAUUUUAACAAUACAUUCUAAUGUGCUUUUAGCAGCACAUGCUGAGAAUUUCAAAUCCAAUUACUUUUUUAAAUCCCCUAAUAUUUCUCU